GGAUCAUGUGACAGCGGGUGGGCGUGGUUUCGCCCCGUGACAGGAACCCGCGGAGACGGAGAGACAGGAGCCGGGAAUAUGAACUCGGAGCGAGACUUCACGCCGCUCACCCCCAAUAUCGUCAGAGCUCUCAAUGACAAGAUGUACGAAAAGAGGAAAGUGGCCGCUCUGGAGAUCGAGAAGCUGGUCAGAGAGUUUGUUGCCCAGAAUAAUACCGCUCAGAUAAAGCACGUCAUCUUGAUCCUGGCCCAGGAGUUUGCUCUGUCUCAGCACCCUCACAGUCGCAAGGGUGGUCUCAUUGGAUUGGCUGCCUGCUCCAUUGCACUGGGAAAGGACUCUGGGCAAUACCUGAGGGAGCUGAUUGAGCCUGUGCUGACCUGUUUUAACGAUGCAGACAGCCGCUUGCGAUACUAUGCCUGCGAAGCUCUGUAUAACAUCGUGAAAGUUGCUCGAGGCUCUGUUUUGCCCCAUUUCAGCGUGCUGUUUGAUGGACUCAGUAAGCUUGCUGCCGAUCCAGAUCCCAAUGUUAAGAGUGGCUCUGAACUGCUGGAUCGCUUGCUGAAGGACAUUGUCACAGAAAGCAGCAAGUUCGAUCUGAUCAGUUUUGUCCCUCUUCUCCGUGAACGCAUCUACUCAAACAACCAAUAUGCUCGUCAGUUUAUAAUCUCCUGGAUCCUGGUGCUGGAAUCUGUUCCUGACAUCAAUCUUCUGGAUUACCUUCCGGAGAUACUCGAUGGUCUCUUCCAGAUCCUUGGAGAUAACAGCAAAGAAAUCAGGAAAAUGUGUGAAAUGUCUCUCGGAGAGUUCCUCAAAGAGAUCAAGAAGCAGCCGUCCAGUGUUAAGUUUGCUGAAAUGGCCAAUAUCCUGGUCAUCCACAGUCAAUCAUCUGAUGAUUUAAUUCAGCUGACUGCCAUGUCCUGGAUGAGGGAGUUCCUGCAACUGGCCGGCCGCGUAAUGCUUCCCUAUGCCUCCGGAAUACUCACUGCUGUACUGCCCUGUCUAUCAUAUGAUGACCGUAAAAAGAGCAUUAAAGAGGUGGCCAAUGUGUGUAACCAGAGUCUCAUGAAGCUCGUUACUCCAGAAGAUGAUGAAAAUGAUGAUAUUAAGCCCCCAGUAGAUGGACAGUGUGAUGGGGAUCCCGCAUCCCACCAGGACACCAUUGAUACAAGGAUUCUGGGUAAUUCCACUGAUCCAACCCUUGACAAUAUCAACGUAUUUACUCCCAGCAGUGCCCAGACAGGGGUGGUCAGCCUGAAUUUGGAUGGUAUUGUUCACGUACUAGAUCGGCAUCUCCAUGAAUCUACCACUGGCAUGAUGAGCAGGAUCAGCGUGCUGAAAUGGUUUUAUCAUCUAUACAUCAAGACCCCACGCAAGAUGUUCCGUCACACCGACAGCCUGUUCCCCAUAUUGCUGAAGACCCUUUCCGAUGAGUCUGAUGAGGUCAUACUAAAGGAUCUAGAAGUUUUAGCUGAAAUUGCCUCUUCUCCAGCUGGACAGACAGACUCUUCCAGUGACAGUCCUGGCCUUCUAUCUGGACCAUCAGAACUGCAUGUUCCAGCUUCAAGCAGAGGCAGCCAAGGUGCCCGGGGUCACGAGUGUUCACCCUCCACACCUACCAUGAACUCCUAUUUCCACCGCUUCAUGAUAAACCUUCUGAAACGUUUCAGCAGUGAGCGAAAACUUCUGGAGAGCAGAGGAGCCUUUAUCAUCCGACAGCUGUGCCUUCUCCUGAAUGCUGACAAUAUCUUCCAUGCUAUGGCUGACAUCUUACUGCGGGAGGAAGAUUUGAAGUUUGCUUCCACUAUGGUUCAGAAUCUGAACAGCAUCAUGCUAACAUCCUCCGAACUGUUCCAGCUCCGCAGCCAACUAAAGGACUUACAGACACCGGAAAGUCGCAAUCUCUUCUGCUGCUUGUACCGCUCGUGGUGUCACAAUCCCGUGGCUACAGUGUCCCUGUGCUUCCUAACUCAGAACUACGAGCAUGCGUACCACCUCAUCCAGAAAUUUGGAGACCUGGAGGUUACAGUGGAUUUCUUGACUGAAGUUGACAAAUUGGUACAGCUCAUAGAGUGCCCCAUCUUCACGUAUCUUCGUCUUCAACUCCUGGAUGUAGAGAACCACCCCUACCUGAUCAGAGCCCUAUACGGACUACUAAUGCUCCUCCCACAAAGCAGCGCUUUCCAACUGCUGUCUCACCGGUUACAGUGCGUCCCUAACCCUCAGCUCAUGAGAUCUGGGAACACACAGCCAGCGGCAUCUCCAAAUGAGGAUCCAGCCAGGAUGGAUUACAGAGAGUUACUGCAGCACUUUGAGAAGGUGCAGCACAAGCACCUGGAGAUACGGCACCAGCGAGCAGUGUCUGGGGAGAUCUUGGAGCGGAGACUUUUAUAGUUACACAGUGCCCUGCAACCUGGAUGGGAUCUUCCCAUGCCCUCCCUCUUGACAGAUCUUUACUUUACAUAUAGGUUACAGUUAUUGUGUCGAUGUAAAGUAUGUUAAGGUGUGUAGUAUAUUUCCUAACGCACCUUGUGACUUGGCUUUGAUGUGGUUAUUGUACUGGACACUAUGUAGCAUCUUUCAGUGCUCGCACGGUUGCGGGUAGUUAAGCAGCUGUCAGACUGUAUGCACACAGCUCUAAAUUGAGUAGAACGACUGAGCUGCCCAGAAAACGUCACCAUGGAUUGCCACACAGAGCCGCACAUUAGUAAAUAGCUGGAAAUAGGACUGGACAUUUCUUCCAGCUUUACUUGGAAUUCAGCAAGAAAUACUGGAAUGUGAUAACUCGUGGAAAUCAGGAGCGCAUCGCACUUGUAUCGGUUCACAGUGUGCUAUGACAAUUGACCAAACUGCAAGAAAAUAGAUCAUGUUUUUUGUAAAGUCAUGAAAGAAUAAAACAACUCCUCACCUG
Molecule: messenger RNA, 2908 nt
Organism: Pelobates fuscus (common spadefoot toad)
Lineage: Eukaryota; Metazoa; Chordata; Amphibia; Anura; Pelobatidae
Gene: VAC14
Product: VAC14 component of PIKFYVE complex
Exons: 19
Coding region: 79-2391 (770 amino acids)
Biological process (GO): phosphatidylinositol biosynthetic process
Cellular component (GO): PAS complex; endosome membrane
Source: RefSeq, a predicted model, not a curated record